AUGGCGGAAAUUGCCAUUGAUGCAAUGGCGAAUGGUAGUGAUGAUUAUAAAACUGCCUUUAGCUGUGACGGCCAAUAUUUUGCAUCGGUGUCUUCCAGUGGUCAAUUGGCUGUCUGGAAUAGUAAAAAUUGUAAAUUAUUGCAAACGCAUGACUUCCUCUCCAACCGAAUAACGUGCAUAGCAUGGUCGCCUACCUGUAACAACCCUAAUGAUUCGUCAAAACAACCGCCUAGGAAGAAGAGCAAAACAUCCAAAAAAAGUGCUCAAAAUGCGACGAAAACCAAUCUCUUAGCUGGUGGAAGUCCUACAGGCUCUUUAGCCAUUCUAAACGUUAACAAGGGAGAAGUUUGUAGCAAGAUGGAGAAUGGACAUCAUGCUGCAGUUACCUGUAUAUGUUGGAGUAGCGAAGACGUCCUAUAUUCUGCAUCUGAAGAUGGAUUGGUCAUUAUUUGGGAUUCAAAUACUGCGGAAAUAAAAAAGCAAUGGAAAGCUGAAAAAUCACCUAUUAGUGCGAUGUGCACUAACAGCGAUGGUACUAAAUUGAUAUUAGCUUCAAGAUCUAUUAAAGUAUGGAAUGUAGAAACUCAACAGAUUUUAACGAAAUAUACUGGUCAUAUCAAUGAUGUUGCAUACCUAAAAGUCUUACCAUCUCAAAAAACUUCUAAUGCAGAAUAUUUUAUAUCUGGUGCCGAAAGAGAUAAAUAUCUAAACGUUUGGCAAAUGUCUACGGAAAAAAGCAGCGUUCAUAGCCCCUUGGCUACGCUAGCCUUAACGAAUUACUCUGUUGGUCUAGAUUGUAAAUUGUUAAAAGAGCUUUCCAUAGCUGCAGUUUGUAGGGAUGGCCAGUUGCAUAUAUAUUACAUAUCAUUAAAUGGGAGCAAACGGAAAAAGCCUGUAUCACCUACGUCUUCAAUACAAAUUGUAACACCUGCAGAUAAAAACUCAACUCCACUACCUGUCCCAAUAUUUAAUGCUCAAUUUUGUGAUGAAGCACUUGAGGAACAGCUGUUAAAAAUAUCAUAUGGAUCACUUAUAAAUCCGAAUUACGAAGAUUUGGAUAUAACCAAAUGCGAAACACAUUGCUGCUUAAUUCGCGACAAUUCCAAAAAUCUAUUGCUAAGUAGAGAUAAAGCUGGUACUGUGACAUCGGCUCAGGGUAAUAAUAGUAAAGAUGCCAAAAUUAUAGGGCCAGUUAAUAUGAAGUUAAGUAAUGUUUCAGUAAAUAAGAAAUCGAAGACAACUAAAGAAUCUGCUCAUGAGGUUACUUUCCAAGAGAGACUAGAUGCGACAAAAACACAUUCACGCAUAAAUAGCGCUAGCAGCCUUCCAACGGCUGACUCUCUAUCGCAAAUGCUUAUUCAAGCUGUUCAUAGUCAGGAUAGUCGCCUUUUGGAUAGCGUAUUACAAAAUAAUAAGGAAGUAAUUGUAAGGAAUACUAUUAAGAGAAUUCCUAUUACUCUUAUACAGCCAUUCUUAAAAGAGGUUAUAAAGCGCUUUGAAUCGAAUCCAAACAGAAGUGGCAAUCUUACAUUAUGGCUAAAGACUGCAUUUACCGUUCAUAGCUCCUAUUUGAUUACGUUGCCAAACUUAAUGGAAACGCUAGGAACCUUAUAUACUCUCAUUGAAGGCCGUGUUCAGACUUAUAAUAAGCUAGCCCAACUAGAAGGACGCUUGGAAGUUAUGCUUACUCAGUUGGAGACUCAACAAGAUUCGACCGUCCAAGAUCAGUACGCACCAUUAAACAUUUAUGAAGACUCUGAUACCGAAUCGGAAAAUUUUAGUAUUGGAGUGUCAUCAUCAUCUGAGGAUGAAGAUCAGUUGCUUGAUCAAUAUUCAAGUACGGGUGAUACAGAAGAUGAUAUGGGCAAUUCUGACGAAGCCGAAUGA
Molecule: messenger RNA, 1887 nt
Organism: Trichoplax adhaerens
Lineage: Eukaryota; Metazoa; Placozoa; Uniplacotomia; Trichoplacea; Trichoplacidae
Exons: 20
Coding region: 1-1887 (628 amino acids)
Biological process (GO): maturation of SSU-rRNA from tricistronic rRNA transcript (SSU-rRNA, 5.8S rRNA, LSU-rRNA)
Cellular component (GO): nucleolus
Molecular function (GO): protein binding
Source: RefSeq, a predicted model, not a curated record